Prunus persica (peach) is the source of this 3126-nucleotide messenger RNA. Its product is annotated as pentatricopeptide repeat-containing protein At4g02750. The coding region runs from base 240 to 2588 and encodes 782 amino acids. The record is from RefSeq and is a predicted model, not a curated record. Lineage: Eukaryota; Viridiplantae; Streptophyta; Magnoliopsida; Rosales; Rosaceae. Gene Ontology annotation, biological process: RNA modification. The transcript has 2 exons. Gene Ontology annotation, molecular function: protein binding; RNA binding; zinc ion binding.
GAAUGCCAUUUUCAUGAAGGUUGGUGAUUCAUGGUUUUAUUGUAGCACGUGGGCUUACAACUUACAAGUUGUUAUUAGUGGACCAAGAAGAAUCUUAGAAGGGAAGGCAAACCAACUAACAACACAAUUCAAGAGGAGGCCCAAAUCACCAAGGACCCAUAAUUUGUGGGCAAAUCCAAUCAAAUUAUGCUUUGGCGUGUUGCAUGCUGCUGAGGAGAAGCAAAAUUUGAGGGAAAACAAUGCGCGGGAGUUACCGUUUCAGACAGUUACACAGCAGCAGCUUCAGCUCACGCUCACUCGAAACCCGGCAACCCAGCAACAUCAAGCACCAAACUGGAAAUCCGACUUGCCCAAACCCAAUCCCAUCAAAGAAAACACUAACCCAGAAACGCAGAUCCAUGAAUAAGUUAUCAAACGCCUCUGACUCUGAAAUUGUCAAAUUGAACAAGGACAUUACCACCCAAAUGCGCAAUGGCCGAUGCGAAGCGGCCUUACGCGUCUUUAAUGUCAUGCCUCGGCGGAGCCCAGUAUCUUAUAAUGCCAUGAUAUCUGGCUACCUGGCAAAUGGCAAGUUUGAUCUUGCAAAGGAUAUGUUUGAGAAAAUGCCAGAGAGAGACCUAGUUUCUUGGAAUGUGAUGCUUAGUGGGUAUGUGAGGAAUAGGGACCUUGGUGCCGCUCAUGCCUUAUUUGAACGUAUGCCUGAAAAGGAUGUUGUUUCGUGGAACGCUAUGUUAUCAGGUUAUGCCCAAAAUGGCUAUGUUGAUGAGGCGAGAAAGGUUUUCGAAAGGAUGCCGAAUAAGAAUGAGAUAUCAUGGAAUGGGUUGCUUGCGGCGUAUGUACAGAAUGGAAGGAUAGAAGAUGCUCGUAGGCUGUUUGAGUCGAAAGCCAAUUGGGAAGCAGUUUCUUGGAAUUGUUUGAUGGGUGGACUUGUAAAACAAAAGAGAUUAGUUCAUGCUAGGCAGCUUUUUGACCGGAUGCCUGUGAGGGAUGAAGUUUCGUGGAAUACCAUGAUCACAGGCUAUGCGCAGAAUGGGGAAAUGUCAGAAGCAAGGAGAUUGUUUGGGGAGUCCCCAAUUCGUGAUGUGUUUGCAUGGACAUCAAUGCUUUCAGGUUAUGUGCAGAAUGGAAUGUUGGAUGAAGGGAGGAGAAUGUUUGAUGAAAUGCCAGAAAAGAAUUCGGUUUCAUGGAAUGCAAUGAUUGCAGGAUAUGUACAAUGCAAGAGAAUGGACAUGGCAAUGAAAUUAUUUGGGGCAAUGCCUUUUCGGAAUGCCAGUUCUUGGAAUACCAUUUUAACUGGCUAUGCUCAGAGCGGUGAUAUUGAUAAUGCCAGGAAAAUCUUUGAUAGCAUGCCUCGACGUGAUUCCAUCUCUUGGGCAGCUAUUAUUGCUGGUUAUGCUCAAAAUGGUUAUAGUGAAGAGGCCUUGUGUCUAUUUGUAGAGAUGAAAAGAGAUGGGGAAAGGUUGACUAGGUCUUCGUUUACCUGUACUUUGAGCACAUGUGCUGAAAUCGCUGCGUUGGAAUUGGGGAAGCAGUUGCAUGGGCGAGUGACAAAAGCAGGAUACGAAACUGGGUGCUAUGUGGGGAAUGCACUCCUUGUAAUGUACUGUAAGUGUGGAAGCAUUGAGGAAGCAUAUGAUGUGUUCCAAGGAAUAGCUGAAAAGGAUGUUGUCUCAUGGAACACGAUGAUCUAUGGCUAUGCAAGGCAUGGAUUUGGCUCAAAGGCUCUGAUGGUUUUUGAGUCAAUGAAGGCAGCGGGUAUCAAACCAGAUGAUGUAACAAUGGUUGGUGUAUUAUCUGCUUGUAGUCAUACUGGCCUUGUAGACAGGGGCACGGAAUAUUUCUAUUCAAUGAAUCAGGAUUACGGCAUAACAGCAAAUUCAAAACACUAUACCUGCAUGAUUGAUCUCUUGGGUAGAGCUGGGCGCCUGGAGGAAGCACAGAAUUUAAUGAGAGAUAUGCCUUUUGAACCAGAUGCUGCAACAUGGGGAGCUCUACUUGGUGCAAGCCGGAUUCACGGCAAUACCGAAUUAGGUGAAAAGGCUGCUCAGAUAAUUUUCGAGAUGGAGCCUGAAAAUGCAGGAAUGUAUGUUCUUUUGUCAAAUUUAUAUGCAGCUUCUGGCAGAUGGGGUGAAGUUGGUAAGAUGAGAUUGAAGAUGAAGGAUAAAGGUGUCAGGAAAGUUCCUGGAUAUAGCUGGGUUGAAGUGCAAAACAAGAUUCAUACAUUUUCAGUUGGGGACUCUAUACACCCAGAUAAGGACAAGAUAUAUGCCUUCUUAGAAGAGUUGGAUUUGAAAAUGAAGCGGGAGGGAUACAUUUCCUCCACAAAGUUAGUUUUACAUGACGUGGAAGAGGAAGAGAAAGAGCAUAUGCUGAAGUAUCACAGUGAGAAAUUAGCUGUGGCAUUUGGAAUUCUUUCAAUCCCAGCUGGGAGGCCAAUCCGUGUAAUAAAAAACUUGCGAGUUUGUGGAGACUGCCACAAUGCCAUUAAAUACAUAUCCAAGAUUGUGGGAAGGACAAUAAUCCUAAGGGAUUCUCACCGUUUUCACCACUUCAGCGGCGGUAAUUGUUCAUGCGGGGAUUAUUGGUGAGUGUAGAUGAAUUCAUGCAUAUCAGUGUGUGCAAAAGAAACUUUCUGGUCUUCACCACAGUGAAGUGAUUAACAGGUGAAGUUAAGAGAAAGUCAAGAUGAAGUUAAGUGAUCAGGAACCAGAGUGCUACGAGAAAGUUCGGGGUAAGAUACGUUCUGGUGAUGAACAGAUGAAGUGAUUAGUAGGAAGGAGCUGGCUAUUUUUGCCUUUGAAAACCACAAGUGAAGCAAAGGUAGAGGGAAAAACAAAAAGAAUAAGUAUGAAGGAUGCCUAGAUAUUUUUGGUAGCUAAUGAAACAAUGGCAUCCUCUGUGUAAAAAUGCAAACUCUGGGAUGACCAGUCUUAAACCAAUUGUGUUCCUUUGUACAAAUCUGAGUUUCAGAGGCUAGUGAGCUUACUCUGCUUCAGCCAGUUUGUCCAGAGGUUUUUCUGUAAUUUUUUUCCUUUUUGUGUUUUGUUUUUUCGUUUUCCUGAUAUCUUGUAAAGUUCGGUUCGCACGACGUCGUUCCUUUUUAUUCACUCUCUCUUUUUGGGUGCA